Molecule: messenger RNA, 375 nt
Organism: Eruca vesicaria subsp. sativa (arugula)
Lineage: Eukaryota; Viridiplantae; Streptophyta; Magnoliopsida; Brassicales; Brassicaceae
Source: the annotation of a GenBank genome assembly
AUGAGUAGAGGAAGUGCAGCCGUUGCUAAGGGAAAGAAGAAGGGAGUUUCCUUCUCCAUUGAUUGCUCCAAACCUGUUGAUGACAAGAUCAUGGAGAUUGCUUCCCUCGAGAAGUUUCUUCAGGAGAGGAUCAAAGUCGGUGGUAAAGCCGGUGCACUUGGUGAUUCAGUGACAAUCACACGUGAGAAGAACAAGAUCACUGUCACUUCUGAUGGUCAAUUCUCCAAGAGGUACUUGAAGUACUUGACGAAGAAGUACUUGAAGAAGCACAAUGUGAGGGAUUGGCUGAGAGUGAUUGCAGCCAACAAGGACCGUAACCUCUAUGAGUUGAGGUACUUCAACAUUGCUGAGAACGAGGGAGAGGAAGAAGACUAG